AUGGCUCUUGCGGGCAGCGAGACGCGGCGACAGUGCGGCCGACACUGCGGCGCAGAUAUGCUGUGCUCUGCGCGCUGCUCUUGCUUUCUCUGCCGUGAACUCCAGUCCUGCCGCGCCGCCGACGCGAGGAAGCCGCCGGCGAAGCACAACAUGACAGAUAAUUUUAUACUGAAGAAAGCCGAGGCCUGGGAACCCAUCAAAUUCAUCCGCGGCGCCGCCAGGCUCUCAGUAAGGCACUGGCAGAACAGGGAGCCCCAGGCGCACCCAAAGACGAGGAUCGCGACCCACAAGUCGACGAGUUGCGAACAGUUGUAUCCGCAGAAGGAGGAGGAGCCGGGACACCACCUGAUGAGGAGAGCCCCGAGCUCGGACAGGAUCAAAACGCACAUGGAGCACAAACCGCUCUUCAAGCUGUUGGGGAACUCUCGCUCGAAAAAGGUGAUCACGAACGAUCCAUCAGAUUCGAAAGUGCGUAGGAGCGUUCUCAACUUUAGAAAGUGCGAGAACUCGCCUUCUAAAAAUAUUCACGAGAAAUAUAUUCCUUUGCCGCAGGUCUCUCACAAGGAGCAUGUUAAUAAUGAACCGAAGCCUUGGACGGCGCAGUUCGACGACUGCUGUCGACCACCGGUGUAUCAAAGUGUGGAGAAGAAGAAAGACGAGGGCAAAGGCUCAGUGGCGGAGAAAAAGAUUUACAGCAACAGACCACCCUGCUACGAAGAGCUAGCUGAACGGCUGUCACAGGACAAAAUUCGAAAAGAGAAACAUCCUAAUUCCAAUGGAGAGAUGGCAAAUAAAAUCACUCAAAACAAUAAUAAAGUUGUUAUAUACUUCGGUGAUUCGAUAAUUCGUAAGCAUAGCGAGCAGAAGAGGGAAGAGAGAGAAUCCAAACAAAAAGAAGAAGCUAUUUACGUCAACCGCUUAGUAGAGGAGACUGAAAACUUAGAUGUAAGUAAGGUGGAAGAUAAAGGUGGUACAACACAGUUAAUAUCAGAGGUCGAAGUUCCCGAAGCUAUUUAUGCUGAAAUUAAGCCCGAAGCUGCUUUGGAGGUCCAAGAAAUAGCAGCCAUAAACGACGCUACUUACAAGAAGGAUGUAUUUGAGACUUUAAGUCCUGACGGCUUUUUGGUUGUGGAGUUUGAGGGAAAUUUCGAGCGAGCUCGCCAAUUGGUGGAGCUUGUCCAUGGAGUCGCUGGUGACCGGCAAGAUGCCACCAUACUGGACGACGAGGACCAUUGCGAUUGGAGCUUCAUCCAAGACUGGAGGAAACGGCCCUCAAGCGGUUGCCGACCUUCAGAGGAAGUGGCUUGGAGCGGAGGGGUACCAGGAGUUUCUGGAAACGUUGGCGGAAUCGGGGCCGUUGGCGGGGCCGGUGGUACUGCGGGUGGCGGUACCGGGGGCGUUGGUGCUGCGGGGGGCGUUGGCGCUCCUGCGGGCGUCAGCGCUGCGGGGGGCGCUCGUGCAUUGCGAGUCCGCGUUUCAGGGGGCGCAGCACCCGCUCACGCUAGACGCUUGUCCCCCCCACCGCCAGCGCAUCGCGCUACAACCCCUCCACCUCCUGCAGACCCACCAAAUAAACCUAAUCACGAAGAGGCGACGCCACCAGCCACGGACUCGCCGAGCACGGCCCAGCUGAAGCCCGUGGCAGCCGUCUCCCAGAUAACGGUGGCAAGUGCACCAGUGCGCAGUGCCCCGGCGCAGAGCAGUUAUGCCCUGGAGAGGAGGGCCCCCAAGCAUGAUCACCACCAUCGCUCCAUGGAGACGGUACAACCCGUGCAAAAUGGGGUGCGCGAGUGCAACAGCAGCUCGGACGAGAACCGGUCCUCGGGCCACGCGUCCAUGUCGGACAGCGGGGGCGCCGACGCGGGCCGCGACGAGCCGCGCCGCCCCAGGCAGCCGCCGCACGCGCGCGCCAAGCACCGGCCCCACAACAAGCUGCAAUCCCCUUGGCCGGGUGGCGGUGGCCUGGAAGACAUCAGGUCAGCCAUCAAGCAGCUGACCCUGCGCUCUAGAGACAGCAGUAGUACAGCCACCAGCGGCGCUUCCAGUGGUGGUGGAGCCAGCAACGCCGGUGCGCCAGAUGGUGGCAGUGCAGCCGAGGCGCGCAGAAGACGCGCCCCCUUGGUACGCCAACCCUCGCUGGACACCGUUUGCACCAACGUCACCAGCGCCGACGAAUUCGUAUGGGUGGACUCGCAUAACAGACUUGUGGAGUUGCGAUGCGUGCCGUGGACGGCGAGCGAAGUGAGUCGCGCGCUACAGAACGGAAGAUGUAGGGAGGUCGCGGCCAAGAUGGCGCCCGACACCCCGCCGAGGCUGGCUUAUUUAUUGCAACGGGCGCUCGUGCGCGUCGCACGGGAGGCGCAACGUCUGUCGCAGAACUUCGGCUUUUGCUCGAAGCACGAGGUGGCUGGCGCGUUCCGGAUCGUGCUCAGCACGCCGCUAGCGGAUUCGUGCAUCAAAGGCUGCCAGCGAGCCGCCACGAUGUACGCGACGUCCGGCAGCGCGGCGCGGCGGCUGGGCUCGGCGGCCAGGGCGCGCACCAGCCUCGCGCCGGGCCGCUUCCAGCGCUGGAUGCUGGACGUGCGCGUCGCGCCCUUCGUCCACGAGUUAGUGCCUCCCUCUUUCUCUAGCCUCGCGCCGGGCCGCUUCCAGCGCUGGAUGCUGGACGUGCGCGUCGCGCCCUUCGUCCACGAGUUAGUGCCUCCCUCUUUCUCUAGCCUCGCGCCGGGCCGCUUCCAGCGCUGGAUGCUGGACGUGCGCGUCGCGCCCUUCGUCCACGACAUCGCGCCGGGCCGCUUCCAGCGCUGGAUGCUGGACGUGCGCGUCGCGCCCUUCGUCCACGAGUUAGUGCCUCCCUCUUUCUCUAGCCUCGCGCCGGGCCGCUUCCAGCGCUGGAUGCUGGACGUGCGCGUUGCGCCCUUCGUCCACGAGUUAGUGCCUCCCUCUUUCUCUAGCCUCGCGCCGGGCCGCUUCCAGCGCUGGAUGCUGGACCGCUGGAUGCUGGACGUGCGCGUCGCGCCCUUCGUCCACGAGUUAGUGCCUCCCUCUUUCUCUAGCAUCGCGCCGGGCCGCUUCCAGCGCUGGAUGCUGGACGUGCGCGUUGCGCCCUUCGUCCACGAGUACGCAGCGAUCUAUCUCUGCGCCGGCAUGGAGUGCCUCCUCGAGGAGAUAGCGCUGAUCGCCGGCAGCGGCUCGACCGGCGCGCCCAUCACGCCGGCCGCCCUCGACCACGCCGUCGCCAACUGCGCAGACCUCUGGGGCCUGCUGCAGCCCUACAGCCACCUCAACGCGGGGAGAGUUGCUUCGGGGGCUUUGUCUUUGUCUCGGUGGGAGUCAAUGAGUUCGCUUGGUUCCGGUUCAUCAACAGGCGUUUCCAGGCCCGAGAACAGACAGCUUGGACUCAGUCAUGACUCAGGAAUAACAACAAACGGUUCCGGGGGUUCAGGUACGUCGGGGGCGUCGGGAGCUUCGGGGGCGUCGGGGGCUUCAGGGGCGUCGGGGGCGUCGGGGGCGUCGGUGCUGCUGACCACGUGCGCCGGCUCCGCUGCCGAGCUGAGGGCGGUGCUGCGCCGCGUCCAACCCGCCCUGCCCCCCCUCUCGCCGGCGGCUGAGCGCGCGCUCUACUACUACAUGCGGUGCUCGCAGCUGGAGCACUCGAGCGGGUCGGCGGGCGCGUGCGCGGCGUGGGGCGCGGCGCUGUGGGGCGAGCGCGGCGCGGGCGCGCUGCCGCCGCUGGGCGAGUGGGUGCGCGCGGCGCGGGCGCACGCGGGCCUGCGCGCGCCGCCCGCCGCGCCCGACGCCGACGACGUGCGCCAGGCGGCGCGGCUGCUGCUGCCGCACGCCGACUGCCCGCCGAGGCCCGUCGGGGCCGAAGAGGAAAUCGAACCUGCCUGGUCCAGGUGCUCCAGGAAUCCUGAAGAGUUGAGUCGCGCGGCGUUAUCAUUAGCUCAUCGCGCUCUGCUCACCGGGAGACCAGAACUGAUAGGAGGUGCUCGAGCGCUGCUGCCGUCGCAGGGCCUCGACGCCCCCGACAGCUCUGGGCUCACGGUACUGAUGAAGGCGGCCCUGGCGGGCGAUGAACAAGUUGUGGCGAUGCUGCUAGAGGCCGGCGCGGAUCCGAACGUGGAGACGGUGGGCGCGGCCACUCAGCACUCGGCGCUGCUCUCCCCGCGCCCCCCCGCACACGGGCCCCACCCGCCCGCGCACCCCGCCACCGGGUACACCCCGCCCACCGCCGGGUGGACGGCGCUGGUGUACGCGUGCGGGCGCGCGGGCGGCGGCGCGGUGGAGGUGGCGCGCAGGCUGCUGGCGGCCGGCGCCAGGGUGGACGCCGCGCCGGCCAGGGGAGACGACGUCUGCACCCUCACGCCGCUGCAGAUAGCAUGUGGCGUCGGUAACCUAGAACUAGUGCAACUGUUGCUAUCCCACGGCGCCGACCCCUUCCUGUCAACUCAGCUCAAUGAUGCCUUAUGUUAUUCCGCUGCUGCUCAGUACGGAUGCUAUAGCGCCGUGGCGGUGUGCUGCUCGCACGGGCGGCGCGCGUGCCUGCGCGCGGCGGUGCGCGGGGGCGCGCGGGGCGCGGGGGCGGUGCUCUCCCUCGAGGAGGUGCUGGCCGAGGGCUCGCCCCAGGCCGCCGGCCGCGCGCCGCCCUUCACCAAGCAGCAGCAGCGCGCCCUCCAGGACGCCAUGUACUACGCGGCGGAGAGCGAACACCUGGACAUCACGCUAGAGCUGCGCGCCCUCGGGGUGCCGUGGUCUCUGCACGCAUGGACCCUCUCGCUGGCGGCUGCCGCGGAGGCCUCCCUGGACCACGUCAUAGACCAGCUCCUGCAAGACUUCUUACAGGUGUGUCCAUCUGACGACAGCCACUACAGCAAGCAGUUCAUCUAUGAAUGCCUUCCUCUGCUGUUUAAUAUCCUUCGGUACAGCAAAAAGGAGGGCACCGUGCUGCUGCUGGCGGACAUCCUGUGCGCGUGCUACGGCUGGGAGCCGGUGCCGCGCGUGCAGGAGCCGCCGCCCGCCGCGCCCGCGCCCGCCCGCGUCGACCCCUCCUACGUCAACAACCCCUCGCUCGCCGACGUCACCUUCCGCGUGGAAGGGCGGCUGUUCUACGGGCACAAGAUCGUGCUGGUGUCGGAGUCGCCGCGGCUGCGCGCGAUGCUCGCCCCGCCCAGGGCCUCGGAGCUGCCCCCGGGCGCCCCUCCCCUGGUGCAGAUCAACGACAUACGCUACCACAUCUUCGAGCAAGUGAUGAAGUACCUGUACUGCGGCGGGUGCGCGGGGCUGCAGAUCCCGGAGGGCGACGUGCUGGAGGUGCUGGCCGCCGCCUCCUUCUUCCAGCUGCUGCCGCUGCAGCGCCACUGCGAGGCGCGCGCCGCCAGCUCCGUGGACCUGCACAACCUCGUCUCCGUCUACAUACACGCCAAGGUUUAUGGUGCUACACAGCUGUUAGAGUAUUGCCAGGGUUUCCUUCUCCAGAACAUGGUGGCAUUGCUCACGUACGACGACUCUGUCAAAAGAUUACUCUUUGGGAAACGAUUACCUGGCCAUAACGUAUUAGGCGCACUAUUGACCACUCUGCAGAAAAGAAUCGAAUCUAGAAAGGGACAGUCGAAGAGUAGUGCCAGUAUAUUGGACGCAUGGCUCCAACCUUGGUGGUGCUGGCUAGUUUCUAAAACGCCGCUAUGGCUCGCACCGAAUCUCAUUACAAUUUUAGGUCUAAUAGUUAAUAUAGUCACAACCUUAAUAUUAGUUUGGUACAGCCCUGAUGCGAGGCAGGAUCCGCCGCGGUGGGCUUGUGCUCUUUGUGCUCUUGGAGUCUUCGUUUAUCAGAGCUUGGAUGCCAUCGACGGCAAGCAGGCGCGUCGCACUGGGAGUCAGUCGCCACUCGGCGAACUCUUCGACCAUGGCUGCGAUAGCAUAUCUACAGUGUUCAUAGCGCUUGGGGCCUGCAUAGCUGUUAAAUUGGGAGAGUAUCCCACCUGGAUGUUUUUCCAGUGUUUCUGCGCGAUGACGCUGUUCUACUGCGCCCAUUGGCAGGCCUACGUGACCGGCACUCUGAAGAUGGGCCGCAUCGACGUCACCGAGGCCCAGUACUGCAUCAUGGCCAUCCACCUGGUCUCAGCAACCCUCGGCCCCGACUUCUGGGCCACGCAGGUCGGCGGAGCUGAGGUGCGGUACUCGCUGGCCGGCGCCGCUGUAGGGGGCACGGCCCUGACGGUGGGCUCUCUCGCUGCCACCAUUGUAGCUGGCGGCGUCGGCAAGAAUGGCUCCACGGUCGCAGUGAGCGCGCCACUA
Molecule: messenger RNA, 6297 nt
Organism: Iphiclides podalirius (scarce swallowtail)
Lineage: Eukaryota; Metazoa; Arthropoda; Insecta; Lepidoptera; Papilionidae
Source: the annotation of a GenBank genome assembly